Meleagris gallopavo (turkey) is the source of this 2742-nucleotide messenger RNA. Lineage: Eukaryota; Metazoa; Chordata; Aves; Galliformes; Phasianidae. The record is from RefSeq and is a predicted model, not a curated record.
UGUUGGUUUUUGAACUAAAAUCUGUCAUCUUAAAAAUCACAGUGUUCUUAAGACCACAAAGAAAUUUGGAAUCAAUAGACCCACAGUUUACAAUUCGGAGGAAAAUGGAGCAGAUGAGAGAAGAGAGAGAGCUUGUUGAACAGCUGCGUGAGAACAUUGAAACAAGACUAAAGAUAUGUUUGCCUGAGGACUUGGGGUCUGCUCUCAUGGAUGGUGUAGUUCUCUGCCAUUUAGUAAAUCACAUUCGACCUCGGUCAGUAGGAAGUAUUCAUGUACCUUCACCAGCAGUACCUAAACUUAGCAUGGCCAAAUGCAGGAGAAAUGUUGAAAAUUUCCUGGAUGCAUGUAGAAAGCUGGGGAUACCAGAGGAGAAGCUCUGCCUACCACAUCACAUCCUAGAAGAAAAGGGCUUGGUAAAAGUGAGCAUAACAGUUCAAGCAUUGCUAGAUGUAACCACAGUGAAACAAGCUUUAUUCACGUGAAACUACUCUCUCUGCUGUUACCAGCUCCACUGUGCCAUCAAAGAAUCAAAUCACUGCCCGUCUUUACAGACUGCAUUGAAAAAAAACAGUGCUCCAAGAGUAUUCUGAUACUUCUGAUUUUAAAAUCAUCUUUGAGACUGUACACGUGCAUCCAACUACAAACCAGAGACUAAAAGAAAACAUUUUAUAGAGCAAAUUGGGGCCUCACUGCUUUUCUAGCUUGCUUUGUACAGUACUUACUGGAACAGCCACCUCUGCCACGUAAAAAUGUGUGGAGUACACAGCUGUCUUGCAGCAAGAUACCUUCGUAUUAUUAAACUAAGAAUCCUCAUAAUCAUUUUUGGAGGGAGGGAGAGUAAGUCAGACUUCUGCCACAUCAGGUUUUUCUGCAGUUGUUUCGGGCUAUUGCCUUUUAAAAAUAUCCAGACACAAAAAUAUUUAUAUAAAUGUUAUUUAUUAGUGAGUUGUUAUUCAUCCUUUGGAUGCAAAAUGUAAAUUAGGAAACUGUAUUUUAUUACUGCUUUUUUUGUGGUUAAACACUUUAUUUUAAUAUAAAUAUUUAGUUAUUUUUUAUUCUACUAGGGGUGCAGUAGCUCUAGAUCUCCAUACAUUGUAUUUUCUAACUCCUAAGAGCAAAAGCAAACCAAGUAGGUGCUUCAGUUCAAAGAACAGCUAGCUGGAAUGGCAUUCUUUAAUUUUCAAUGUGUGGAACAUCGAUGAAAGUUUGUCUGCAUUCCGUUUAUUUCCUACAUUCCAGCAGCACUUUUCCCCCCAACCCACACCCACACACACUUGAUGCAAUUGGCUGAAGCAGAGCACACCCAUGACUUGUAUAUAGAUGUUUAAAAUAGGAAAGACGUAAACUUGAAAAAUAAAUGUGAAUAUUUUUGAUUGCUUAUUUUACUAUGCACAAGACAUUUAACUUUUGCCACAACAAAAUGAACGAUGUGCAUUAGGAUCGUGUGUCUUGAAAUAUGAUUUUUGCACUGUAACUUGAUUUUCUUUUAAAGACUACGGCACUACGGAACAAAUAGAACAGAGCACAAGAAAUGCUAACAGGUAGCCAAAAAUUUUUUCUUCAUUAAUUAAUUCCUUCAAGAGGAGAUAAAAUCGUUAAUAUUGCCAAGGGCAGUCUUACAUCUGACCUUCCAGCUGCUGGCUGCAGUGCUUCUCCCCGCAGCCUCCACCGUUCAAUGAGGUCAUUGGGUUCCCCCUGAAUCGAGCACAACGUUCUGUAGUGGGACUGGAGGUCCGAUCCUACAAACAUUCACGUCAGCAAUAGGAUAGAAGCUUCUCUUUCUUAGCACUACUUUACGUUUUUUGAAAAGAUUUUUCAGGAGCAUAAUUUAUUCUGAAAGCAUCAUCUUUAGAUCCAGAAGUCCCAGCGCAGUUAUUAUCACAGUGUCUGGAACUUCCACUUUCCGUAGCUUGGACAGAGGCUGCAAGUGUGAGUUGGGUGGGCAGGGUAGGAGAGCUGCGUGUGGGGGAAGGUGAGCUGAGCCGCCAGCUCUGUGCUGCACAGGGGCUGUGGUUGGAAAUAUGCACCAUGAUGGAAAUGAGGCGAUGUGGUGGGAGAACAAACAGGAAGAGAACGUGGAGAAAACUGUUGUAUAAGGACUUUCUGAAGGCACGAUGCAUACUUGUCACUACUGCACACCUAGGCUAAGUUACCUGCGUGUUUGCACUGAUGCUGCAGUUCAAAACAGCUGUGCUCCAAUAGCAGACUUUCAGUCUAUAGUGCAGUAUUUGAAUGCAGGCUGUGCGUUGCAACACCACGGACUGCCAACGUCUGUACUGAGAGCAACUUGUUAGAGUGGGCCUACAGACACACACACAGUAUGCAUGGGAUAGCAGUUACUUCAACCAAAGCAAAAGCAUUUAUGUUAUAGAGGGAACGGCGACUUAAAAUGGUAAUUUGGAUUGGCAGCUAUAGCAUAUUGUUUCCUAUCAAAUGUACUGUGCACUUUACCGCUAAAUUAAAAUGUAUUUUAAUAUUUUACAGAGCUGCACAAAUAUCUGUUUUGUCAAAAAGCACGAGCAAUGUAAAGAAAAAUAGGUUUUUGAGGUAGAGUUUAUCACAUUUUAAAAAGCAUUCAAAGAUUGAUUAUAAAAUAGGAAUAUUGAUUUCUGCAUCUCGAGGGAUAAAAAUGCAGGUUUCCUGAGUAUUUUUUUACAAUGUAUAUAUGGCAACAUGAAGCUUUGUAAUUAUUAUUUUGACAAAUCUUGGUUUUUCAUAAUUAAAAUUUUGUUUUCCUCCUGA